Messenger RNA from Cavenderia fasciculata, 819 nucleotides. RefSeq lists its product as uncharacterized. The transcript has 2 exons. Bases 1 to 819 code for a protein of 272 amino acids. Lineage: Eukaryota; Evosea; Eumycetozoa; Acytosteliales; Cavenderiaceae. Gene Ontology annotation, molecular function: arylformamidase activity. The record is from RefSeq and is a predicted model, not a curated record.
AUGGACAAGACAGCUAUUUAUUAUGAUAUUGCAUAUGCAACUCAACACUCUUCUCAAAAGAUGGAUAUCUAUGAACCUUCACUUGAUGGUGUUGAACCAGGUACUCUCUUUCCUUUGAUGGUCUAUGUUCAUGGAGGUUUUUGGAUGGAUCGUGAUAAAUCUGAUUACCUUACAAUGGGUAGAUACUUUGCAUCAAAAGGUAUUGUUGUAGCCGUUGUAAACUAUCGUCUAUCAAAGAAGGCUCAUAAAGUACCUGUUAGAUAUCCAACUCACAAUCAAGAUUUGGCACAAGCUAUUAGUUGGUUGGUUGACAAUCAAUCAGACUAUCGUUACGAUUCCAAUAACAUUCAUCUCGUUGGUCAUAGUUGUGGUGCUCAUAUGAUUUCAAUGAUUGCUUUGAAACCAACAGACUACCUUACUCCAUCAUCUCCAUACACAAUUAGAUCGUGUAUCGGUAUUCAGGGCAUCUAUGAUAUCUCACAGCUCAUUCGUGACUAUCCAGACUACAUCUCAGAGAUUGAGUUUGUAUUCAAUUCAUCUUCGGAUUGGGAGGCACCACAACAAAUAGUUUCACAUGGUCGUUCAGAUUAUAACGCAUCACUUAAAUGGUUAAUUGUACAUGCACCAACUGACCAAUUGGUCAACCCACCACAAUCAUCAAACUUUGUAACUCAUCUCAGCCAACAAUGCAAAUACACCAAUGUUGAAUCAUUCACUGAUGCUCAAGGUUCUCAUUUUGCUGUUGUAAUGAAGUUGGGAGAAGAAGAAGAAAAAUCAUUGGAUAACUUAAGAUCUGCAAUCUUGACUUUUAUCAAAUAA